AUGGCUUCAAGCACAAGGUUCUUCGCCCUCGCCGUCUUCGUGUUCUUGAGCAUCAGCGUAUGCCAAGGGGCUCGUCACCUGUUAGACACUCCGGCUGCAGCUGCGACCCCUCCAGUUCCGACCACCCCAACACUCCCAGUUCCGACCAUCCCCGCGUUGCCUCAGCCCCAGCUCCCUCCGCUGCCCCCGAUUCCCAUGAAUCCUGCCAUACCGAAUUUUGCAGCGCCUCCCAUGCCAGCGAUACCGACUAUCCCUGGAAUUCCUUUCAUACCCGCUUUUCCAGCUAUCCCGGGCAUCCCAUUUCUUCCACCGCCUCCUUCGACGAAAAGCCCUUGA
Asparagus officinalis (garden asparagus) is the source of this 336-nucleotide messenger RNA. Its product is annotated as RNA-binding protein 12-like. Bases 1 to 336 code for a protein of 111 amino acids. The record is from RefSeq and is a predicted model, not a curated record. The transcript has a single exon. NCBI's taxonomy places the organism in Eukaryota, Viridiplantae, Streptophyta, Magnoliopsida, Asparagales, Asparagaceae.